Messenger RNA from Danio aesculapii, 2222 nucleotides. RefSeq names its product ST6 (alpha-N-acetyl-neuraminyl-2,3-beta-galactosyl-1,3)-N-acetylgalactosaminide alpha-2,6-sialyltransferase 1, tandem duplicate 1 (gene st6galnac1.1). NCBI's taxonomy places the organism in Eukaryota, Metazoa, Chordata, Actinopteri, Cypriniformes, Danionidae. The transcript has 10 exons. The record is from RefSeq and is a predicted model, not a curated record. Gene Ontology annotation, molecular function: sialyltransferase activity. The coding region runs from base 159 to 1424 and encodes 421 amino acids.
AUGGGCGGGCUGUAAUCCAUAAAUAAACACAUAGUUUGAUGAUGUCACGAAUUUCAAUAGGUAGAUUAUAAAACACUGUUACAAAACAGUCAAGUCUAUCACACAGUACGCAUCUAUAUGGCUGGACUGAUAAGAUGAGAGGAAAUUAGUCAUGAAAUAUGCAGAAGACUUGGGGUGUUGUUAGUCUCAUUCUGACUUUUUGCGCGUUGCUCUAUCUGGUGCUUUGGAAUAAUCUUUCAGAACACAUACACAGUGUUCAAGAGGAUAAAGAAUCUCAAAGAUGUGUAACCACUCGAGGCAAAACUAUCAUCAUUUCUUCAUUGAUUUUGUCGCCACUUGGAAAUACCAAUUUGUUCAAAAGCCAAAAACGCUUGUAUGUGGAGCGAGAGGUCAACAUAACCCCCAUUCCGGUUCUUUAUAAGAAAAACUUCACCAAACUGCCAGUGUGGGACUUUGAAGAUGUUUAUUUGCGAGACCGUAAUGCAAGAAAACCUACCUGUCCUAAGUCUCUUCACAACGCAGAGGACCCGGAGUUCAAGGAAUCCGUUGUUCCUAACAUUCAGCUGUGGCUGUACAAAGGUCAACUCAACAUAUCAGAAUGGAAUCGAUUAGCACACUUUAACAAUCCCUUUGGCUUCAUGGAGUACAAUUACAAUGAGAUAAAAAGAGCAGUGGAUUUGAUCCCAAAGCCCAAGUCUUCGAUAUUACUGCCUGUACCUAAAGGCUCAAAGGAUGGCUGUAUCCGCUGUGCUGUUGUGGGCGCUGGGGGCAUUCUCAAUAACUCAAAGAUGGGCAAAGAGAUAGACUCCCAUGACUAUGUUUUCCGGGUAAACGGAGCUGUUACUAAAGGUUACGAGGAGGAUGUCGGAAACAGAACGUCAGUCUACGUGCAUACAGCAUUUUCCUUAUAUGCCACCAUACUGACGUUAAAAAAAUAUGGCUUUCACAAUAUUCCACAAGACGAGGGUAUCAAAUAUGUCAUGAUUCCUGAAGGCCUGAGGGACUUUGAGUGGCUUCAAGGCCUUUUACAGGGAAAAGCAGCCAAUGGGUCAUUCAAAGGUGUGAGACCACUCAAUUUUUUCAAUGGGCAUUUCAACGAGAGCAGAUUUAACGUUCUACACCCUGAUUUCCUUCGUUACAUUCGCAACAGAUUCAUGCCAUCUAAACAAAUGCAAGGAAAUUACUGGGCAAUGUACCGCCCGACCAAUGGAGCAUUUGCUUUGUUUUUGGCUAUUCACACAUGUGAUAUUGUGGAUGCCUAUGGAUUUAUCACAGAAGACCAUCAUAAAUACUCCAACUAUUAUUAUGAGAAGUUCAAGAAAACCAGUGUCAUUUUCUAUAUUAACCAUGACUAUGGGCUGGAGAUUAAGACGUGGAAGAAACUACAUGAUGCUGGAAUCAUCAGACUCUUUCAAAGACACUGACAUAGUCAUGUGAAAAAGUUUGGACACCCUAUGUUAGUUACAUUUUCUAUAGCAAAACAUAAAAAACAACACCCAUGGCUAUUCUAUCUUUUGUUAAACAAUGAUACUGUGUGAGAUAUCAUGUGAUGUUGUUGAGCUGAGAUUUUAUUGUCCAAAUUUUAAGACCUGCCAAGGACCUUUUUGUUCAUUCACAUGGGAAACCAGGAAAUUGAAUAGGCUGUCAUAACUUUUUCACAUGACUACACAAUAAACAAGAGGAGGAUCACUGUUCUGACAACAGACAAUAUUUACAAAUUGAGAAUCUGUAAGAAACUGUCUCAGAAACAGAUAAGCUCCUUGUUUUAGUUUUCAUAAAGGAGAGAGAGGUGAUAUUUAUUGAAAUAUUUUUAAAGGGAUGGGUUUGUGCGUGCUCCAUCUUUCCUUCACUUUGAUAGAAUUCCCUAUUUAUUUUCAAGUAUGUUGCAUUCUUAUUUUUAUAUUUCUUACAAGUAUUUAUAACAUCAGCACUUACUUUUCCUGAUAUUUUGUUCAGCUGGGCUAGCAUUGCCAUGCUUCCCUAAGUUUAUAGAAAUUAUUUAUUUAUUGAUAUCUAGGUCUGUCUUUUUAAAGUAUAUCUAAUUUUGAGGUUUACAUUUUAAGUAUAUUUUAAUAUACAACAUAUUUCCUGUCAUAAACACCAGCAAAUGUUAACAAAUCCCAGAAAUCUGCAUUGAUACACUACAUUAAACUUGAGAAACAACAAGAUGAAAAAGAAAAAAGACUGGUUCUUAUUGAUUUAGCUUGUUGGUGUAUUGCAUA